AUGUUGAGGCGCACCAGUUUUGCUGCUGGAAGAGCGCCGCCAGUGAUUGGACAAACACGUAAGGCACGAUUUUCUGGAAUUGACGACAACCCUACUAUCACUUUCAAACCAUGGGACACCAGUGAACCACUUAUGGCCGACUACGGUUGGCAAAGAGGACAGCUGCCAAAAUUUCGUGCUCGCAGUCCAUUUCAUCGGCAGCAGAUUGCUCGACGAAUGGUAACAGAAAUGAUACGGAAGGAUUAUUGCAUUGUAGGUGGUGCACGUGCCCCAGCACUCCGCAUAUUAGCCGAUCAUGUCGUUGAACUUGCUAAAGCAGGCGAUACCGAUUCGCGUCAGCAAUUGGCGUACUUUUUAAUUGAUCCACUUAUGGUUGACAAGGCCUUUGAUGAAUACCCCCGGCGAUUUAAAGAUAUGCAUGGUAAAUAUGCCAUGAUGACUCGCCUUAAGAGUCGUCGCCGUACGGAUGGAGUGGCCAUGUACUUUGUGGAAUACAAAAAUCGUGAUCUUAGUGAUAAUCAUAAGGGUGAAGAUUACACUACAGGACCUGAGCGUUUUUUCCUUCCCCCUCGCAUUGUAGAGACUGAGAAAGGUAUCCAGCGACCACCGCAUAUGCAGAUGGCAUUUGAUCGUUGGGCUAGUAAGUUUAAAACGGAGGAAUUUCACCAUUGGUGGCGCCUUCGUCAUGCAAAGCUGCGUUACUGGGGUGUACGCAAUGUGCCGCAUCCCAGUGAUGUAGAUCCACUCUGGACAGAGAAGGAGGAAGAAGAAUGGCACAAUGAGAUGCUUGCUAACACAGGCGACUUUGAGGAUUUAGAUCUCGAGGACGACAGUUUUGUUGCUGCAGGAGAAGGCGGAGAACCUUCACCCAGUGGAGCCGGUCCGGAGCUUCAGAAAAGGUCGUGA
Messenger RNA from Trypanosoma theileri, 906 nucleotides. RefSeq names its product 50S ribosomal protein L17. The coding region runs from base 1 to 906 and encodes 301 amino acids. Gene Ontology annotation, cellular component: large ribosomal subunit; ribosome. NCBI's taxonomy places the organism in Eukaryota, Euglenozoa, Kinetoplastea, Trypanosomatida, Trypanosomatidae. Gene Ontology annotation, biological process: translation. The record is from RefSeq and is a predicted model, not a curated record. The transcript has a single exon. Gene Ontology annotation, molecular function: structural constituent of ribosome.